GUAUACAACCCGCAUGAACAGACCAUCCAACAGGAGGCCCAUGGAGCAGAGAAGAAGAUGCUGACAUCAUCCAGUGGGAUUCCCAUUGGAGACCUGGUCAGCUCAAUGACCGUAGGACCCAGAGGACCGAUUGUUUUUCAGGAUGUGGUUUUACUGGAAGAAAUGGCUCAUUUUGUCAGAGAACGUAUCCCGGAGAGGGUGGUGCAUGCCCGUGGAGCUGGAGCAUUCGGGUAUUUUGAAGUGACUCAUGAUAUUACCAACUACUGUAAAGCCAGUGUGUUUGAGCACAUCGGGAAGAAGACACCCAUUGCCGUGCGGUUCUCUACUACGAGUGGAGAGUCUGGCACUUCUGACUUUGCUCGGGAACCUCGUGGGUUUGCUGUGAAAUUCUACACAGAACAAGGGAACUGGGACCUGGCUGGCAACAACAGUCCAGUUUUUUUCUUAAGAGACCCCAUGUUGUUCUCAUCUCUUUCACGCGCUCAGAAGAGAAACCCGCAGACACAUCUAAAAGACCCAAAUGCACUUUGGGAUUUUUUUAGCCUUCGCCCAGAAACCCUCCAUGAGGUCACUAUGAUAUUUACUGAUCGUGGUACCCCUGAUGGUUUUCGAUUCAUGCACGGAUUUGGAAUCCAUGCUUUUAAAUUGCUCAAUGCACAUGGAGGAGCUGUAUACUGCAAAUUUGUCUACAAUACGAAUCAAGGUAUAAAAAAUCUAACAAGUGAACAAGCGACACUUCUUUCUGGAACGAAUCCAGACUAUGCAAUUAAAGAUCUAGAAGAUGCCAUCAACAAAGGAGACUUCCCUUCUUGGAAUUUAUAUAUAUCAGGUCAUGACUUUCGAGCAAGCCAAAAACAUGCCUUUUAA
Staurois parvus is the source of this 867-nucleotide messenger RNA. The record is from the annotation of a GenBank genome assembly. Lineage: Eukaryota; Metazoa; Chordata; Amphibia; Anura; Ranidae.